Ostreococcus lucimarinus CCE9901 is the source of this 3714-nucleotide messenger RNA. RefSeq lists its product with no specific name. The record is from RefSeq and is a predicted model, not a curated record. The transcript has a single exon. The coding region runs from base 1 to 3714 and encodes 1237 amino acids. Lineage: Eukaryota; Viridiplantae; Chlorophyta; Mamiellophyceae; Mamiellales; Bathycoccaceae.
AUGGUGACGCACCCGGCGGACGUGACGGUGGACGAGGCGGACAAGGCGAAGCUGACGAAGGUGUUUAAGACGCAGACGGAGGCGUACUUCGCGUGGGCGUCGUACGGGGCGCUGACGCUGAACGUGUCGGUGUUCUUUCAUCAGCUCGGUUCGAACGAGAAGGACGCGAACGGGGCGUGUAAUCCUCACCCGGAUGCGUCGGCGGCCGACGGCGUGCAUUAUAACCCGUGGGAUGCGAGCGCUGAUUUUCAAGAAGUGUACGAUUCGUACGCGGGCGACCCCGGGACGAACCGAAACUCGGGAAGGAAACACAUGCGGACGUUCAUGCAUUUGACGAACACGUGCACGGGGACGUGCGAGUCGAACACGAACGGCAUCAUCUGCACGCAGAAGCACUCGUCGGUCACGGCGUGCGCCGACGCGGAUUCCACGACGGAGUUGUGCGAUACGACGGAGAUUCACGAGCUUUUACACGCAAUCGGGCUCAAAUAUCACUCGGGCGGGUACAAGUGCAAGCAGUCGGAUUACGACGACUCGACUACGACGUGGCGGCUCUGUGAGUACAAAGAUUACGGUGGCGUCUUCGAUGUCUUGGGCUCGGGCUCGGACACGUACGGGAAAAAGAUGGCGUGGGGCGUUUCUUCGUAUUUAAGAUGGGACAUGCACUGGCUCUCUAACGAUAACGUGAAAGUCAUCACGAAGACCAACGGACGCGUUGACGACGACGCGGCUGAUGUGAGUGAAACGUGCAUCCUGAGUUCGUUGAGUGUUGAUACGACGGAGUCCUCGACAACGCGCGCGUGCGUCGUUCGUUUCUCUGAUGAUACCAUGUCGGAUUUGGGUACGAUCUGGCUCGAGCUUCGAAGUGGCAACAAGUUCGACAAUCUUAUCCUUAACGGCGAGCACAGCGGAUUCAACUCUCUCGGUGUGCUCGGUUAUCACGAAGGGAACAAGUUGAUUGAUUUCUACCCACACGCCGCUGAUUCAACAGACGCUGCGAAAUACGACGACUGGGAACAGACGGCGCUGAGAUCGACAGAAAACGGCGGCGUUUGGAUAGACCCCGUGUCAGGACUAAAGUUAACGGUAGCCGCGUUCGAUUCAACAUCUCAAACGAUCACGGUUACCGUCACGUUUGGCCAACCGGCGGAGUGCAGCAAAAGAGGCGCGAAGGCGUAUCCGAGUCAGUUUCUUGGCUACGGGGUGUGGCACGUCCGCAUGUCAAACGACAGCGAGAAAGAUAAGUAUUAUCCAAGCGUCAAUUUGGCCGAUUAUCCCGGCGACGCCUCGUCGAUCACGAAUGACAACUUCAGAACCAAUUAUUUCACGACUUCUUACUUUGAUCAGUACAUCCCUUAUGCUGAUAGCGGAAUUCAGUAUACGGUGCAACAAAAAGAAUGCUAUAAAGUCGUGCUGCAGUAUAGAAUGAGCGUGCAAAAUUUGGAUUACGGCGCGUGCGCGAAAUCUCACUUGACAGUGCGCGGGUUGAAUCUGCCCGCCGGUUGGCGAGUUGACGAGGGCGGAUGCGUGAACGCAGCAGGCGCACAAGCAGUCGUCGACGAUAUAUGUUUCGUCGUCGCCGUGGACCCGAACACUGCCGAUGGCGCUUACGAAAUCCGAAUCCAAGCCGCUCAAAUCAACUACAGCGAUAAAGCAGUGAUGGCGGCUACGGAGACUGUCCCACUCUGGGUUUGCGUGGGCGGAUACAACCAUUAUACUCAAGCGUGGGGUGACAACGCUUGGACGUGUGACUACGGGCCCGUGGGAUCUAAAACCAGGGUGACAGGUAGUUCUGGCACAAUAAUCAACCGGGCGUCGAGUACGUACGAGGCGAGCUCGACGUAUUAUUCGACUUCGGACGUCUCAGCGAGGAAGAGCAGCACGGCGAUUCAUUACACCCGGAAUCCUGAGGUCACGAACGACGGCGCUGACCGUCUGCAAUCAAUGUCCAGUAUCGCGAUCGCAGAAGUGAGCGAUGAUCGUUGUUAUCAAGUUACGAGCACGCGAUACUGCUCGGCCAACCAUUACGUCUGGAGUCAGUACGUCUGUUCGGCGUGUCCGACAGACUCAACCCGCCCUGAAGGCGAUGAUAGCUGGCUGGCCGACGGCGAGACACAGUGCUCGUGUCCAGACGGAACCGCUUGGUCAAACGGCAUGUGUGUCCCUGCCGCCUCGUGCUCCGCGGACGAACGCGUGAACAGUGCCGGUGCGUGUGUGGCGUGUCCAUCUGGCUCGACGAACGAGGCGGGUGACGUCGCACCUGGGACCGAGACCAAGUGCGCUUGCGCCGCGAACUAUCGCGUGAACAGUGCUGGCGCGUGCGAGGCGUGUCCAUCUGGCACGACGAACGCGGCGGGUGACGUCGCACCUGGGACCGAGACGCAGUGCGACUCUGCCGCCUCGUGCUCCGCGGACGAACGCGUGAACAGUGCUGGUGCGUGCGAGGCGUGUCCAUCUGGCUCGACGAACGCGGCGGGUGACGUCCCAUCCGCGGGCGAGACGCAGUGCGCUUGCGCCGCGAACUAUCGCGUGAACAGUGCCGGUGCGUGCGAGGCGUGUCCAUCUGGCUCGACGAACGCGGCGGGUGACGUCCCAUCCGCGGGCGAGACGCAGUGCGCUUGCGCCGCGAACUAUCGCGUGAACAGUACCGGUGCGUGCGAGGCGUGUCCAUCUGGCUCGACGAACGCGGCGGGUGACGUCCCAUCCGCGGGCGAGACGCAGUGCGCUUGCGCCGCGAACUAUCGCGUGAACAGUGCCGGUGCGUGUGUGGCGUGUCCAUCUGGCUCGACGAACGCGGCGGGUGACGUCGCACUUGGGACCGAGACCCAGUGCGUCUGCAAUGAUGGCUACUCACUUUUGAAUGGUGAGUGCGUUGAGUCAACCGAGGUUGAAGUCAAGGUUGAGUUCGCGGGAAUCACACAAGUCAUCGACGAUACCCUCGUGCAGACGCUCCAAAACGCGCUGACGACGUCGCUUUUGGCAGACACCACUGGCGUUCAAGUGGACCCGGCUAAUAUCACCAUUAAGUACACGAUGCUAGGAAAGCAAACGUUCUCGUCCCCUGUGGAUGAAAGCUCGUUCAUCACCGCCGCCGCGUCGUCGUUGGGUGUCGCCACGUCUGACAUUGAGAACUUUGCGCAAAGCGCGGCGCGCAGGCGUCUACUCAGCAACAUCGUGACGUAUCAAGUCGUGACGACGAAUAGAGCGACGUUGAACACAGCUUUGUCUGCGGCAAGCUCUCCAAUCACCGUCGGCGGCGUGACUGGAACGGGUGCCGCACCGACGACGACGAUAGCCGCCGAAAUCAAGACAGCGAUCCCGACUUCGCAGGCGUCCACCGUCACUGCGACUCUCAAUGAUCCAUCCUUCACUACGGAUAUCGCAACAUCAGCCUCGAACGCGGGUGUCAGUGGUAUCUCGAUCUCUUCGCCGCCGUGCACUGGACUCACGCAGCCUGCGAACGGCGUUUCUGGUACGUGCGGCUCCGAGCUCGCCAGCGGCUCGUCGUGUCAACCGACGUGCAACUCUGGGUACACCGUGAGUGGCCAGACGACAUGCAUCGCCGGUGCGCUCACGGCCGCGACGUGCUCGAGUAACAGCGGCUCAUUAUUUGGCGGCUUCUUGGGCUUAGUAUCCGCCGCAGGUGUUCCGCUCUUCCACGUUGACACAAUUUUGCUCGCAACGGUCGCGCUAGGCGCGCUACUCGCGCCGUAA